This is a messenger RNA of Rubroshorea leprosula, 1331 nucleotides long. NCBI's taxonomy places the organism in Eukaryota, Viridiplantae, Streptophyta, Magnoliopsida, Malvales, Dipterocarpaceae. The record is from the annotation of a GenBank genome assembly.
GUGCAACACCGCAAACAGAUAUCAUGGGAACUCACACCUUCAACAAGGGAACCUCCCUUGUAUUCCUUGUCUUGUUUGCUUCUUUACAUUCUUCACUUCCCCUUGCUUCUGCCUCUAGUGAAGAAGCAAAUGCUAUUCUCAAAUGGAAAUCCAGCCUCCAAAAUAAAAGUCAGUCUGUACUAUCUUCGUGGACUCUGCUUCCGCACAAUGCAACCAACUCCAAACCAAGGACCGGCCCCUGCACCUGGUUUGGAAUUUCUUGCAAUGCCCAUGGAAGUGUUGCUAGAAUGAAUCUUAGUGUUUCUGGUAUAUCAGGUACGCUUGAUGAAUUUCCUUUUAUGUCUCUCCCUAAUCUCACACAUGUUGAUUUCUGUAUCAACAAUCUUUCUGGGGUUAUUCCACCUCAAAUUAGUUACCUUUCCAAGCUUGUCUAUCUUGAUUUUUCCACCAAUCAGUUUUUUGGGACAAUCCCACCAGAAAUUGGCCUGCUACAGCAUCUUGAGAUCCUCCACCUUGCUAAGAAUCAUUUCAACGGCUCAUUUCCUCAAGAAAUAGGUCACCUGAAGUCUCUUAAGGAGCUUGAUAUGUACACCAACAACUUAGAGGGGAGAGUUGUGGAUGGAAGAGAGAUUAUGGUUCAGUUUGCCAAGUAUGGGCCUAAUGCAGAACAAAUGUGAGUUGCUCGUUGUUCUUGAUUGUUCGAUUUCAGUGCAUCCAUGAGGUUAUUCUUAAUGCCCUAUCAUUACUGUUUAGUUAUGUAUAAAAGUUGUGUUUUUCGUUAAUUUGUUUUCACUUUCAUGGGAAAUGGAAUUUGAUGUAACUGAACAACAUAAUUAGCAUCAUAACGUAAUGGAAUUUUCACUGUUAACAGAAUAUCUACUGUUCCUGAGGUCUUUGAUGGCUAAGUUAGUCGCAUUUUCUUUUUGCUUUUGUAGACUGCAUCUGUUUUUGAUUGCUGCUAUCCUAAUUGAAGUGUGCUGUUCCUUUAUUUUUUUUAGUCACAGAGCAAGAUUAGUAGAAACAUCUUCAAAGAGAAGGGGAAGGUCAAGGAUGUUGGAUUUUUGAGGUUUUGUCUUUGGUUUGGUUUGUUGUUUGCUGCCGAGUACCAUCUUCUCAAAGAUUUCAGCUCCUCCUGCAAAUCAGCUUCAUCUUUGUUAGAUUUUUGCUGUUUGAAAAAAUUCAGGAGCCUUAAACAUUUUCUGCAACUCCACCAUUACAGCAGCUUUGUCCGUGGAUCUUUUCUGCUUCGGUACAUUUUGGAGUUGUGAUUUUUUGCUUGAUCUUUGAUGCUCCUCCAUCAAACUUCUUUGCCAUAAAGCAAUGGGGUUUAC